Molecule: messenger RNA, 969 nt
Organism: Gambusia affinis (western mosquitofish)
Lineage: Eukaryota; Metazoa; Chordata; Actinopteri; Cyprinodontiformes; Poeciliidae
Gene: ak1
Product: adenylate kinase 1
Exons: 6
Coding region: 349-951 (200 amino acids)
Biological process (GO): ATP metabolic process; nucleoside triphosphate biosynthetic process
Cellular component (GO): cytoplasm; cytosol
Molecular function (GO): nucleoside diphosphate kinase activity; ATP binding; AMP kinase activity
Source: RefSeq, a predicted model, not a curated record
AUUUUUAUAGGUUGCAAGAAAAAUCCUAACUGUCCCACGUAUUUGUGGUAUUUAGUUGUUAAUAUAGAAAUAAAUCAUUAUUUGAAUAGAAAUGAUAUAUUUAAUUUCAAUAAACAUGUAAAUGUGUUAUAAUCUAUGCAAUAACUCUGUGUUGGGGAUUUCUUCUGCAGUGGUUAAGCUUAUGACUUUCCUUUCAGUUCUCUCUUAACCCCUUGGCUGCAUAGUAUAAUUAGGUAGCAACAGUUGCCAUGUCGACGCAGUUUGAGUAAUGACACAAACUCACUUCAAGGCAAGCACAGCCAAAGCAGCUUGCUGCACAAGAAGACUCUUUGUUCUGCAACAUAAAAAAUGAAAAAAGCAUCCACCUCACAAGAUGACAAAAUCAAGGAUGCCAAAAUCAUCUUUGUUGUGGGUGGACCUGGCUCUGGUAAGGGAACCCAGUGUGAAAAGAUAGUUGCAAAGUAUGGCUACACUCACUUGUCUUCUGGAGAUCUGCUACGUGCGGAAGUGGCCUCUGGCUCUGAAAGGGGCAAGCAGCUCCAGGCCAUCAUGCAGAAAGGGGAGCUUGUUCCUCUGGAUACAGUCUUGGACAUGAUUAAGGAUGCCAUGAUCGCCAAGGCUGAUGUCUCAAAGGGGUUUCUCAUUGACGGCUAUCCUCGUGAGGUCAAACAGGGAGAGGAGUUUGAGAAGAAGAUUGGCAAACCCUGCCUGCUGCUGUACGUCGACGCGAAAGCAGAAACCAUGGUCAAGAGACUAUUGAAGCGCGGGGAGACCAGCGGUCGCUCUGACGACAAUGAAGAGACCAUUAAGAAACGCCUGGACUUGUAUUACAAGGCAACGGAGCCAGUCAUCACUUUCUAUGAGGGCCGUGGCAUUGUGAAGAAGGUGGAUUCUGAGCUGGCAGUGGAUGACGUCUUUGCCCAGGUUUCCAAGGCUAUUGAUGCACUGUAGUAAAACAACAUAACUGGA